Castor canadensis (American beaver) is the source of this 522-nucleotide messenger RNA. NCBI's taxonomy places the organism in Eukaryota, Metazoa, Chordata, Mammalia, Rodentia, Castoridae. The record is from RefSeq and is a predicted model, not a curated record.
AUGAUGGAGAAACGGAAGCAGGAGGGACUGCUGACCGUGUCCCACCCGCUGCGCACGGCGCCCUUGGGCACGCCGGGGAGCCUGGCCCGAGUCCCCUCGAGGGAUCCGAUCAAGGUCCCGCUGCGCCUGGACGCCGCAGGCUGGGAGCGCGCGCACCGGGGCGGCGAGCGGAGACGGCCGUGGCCGCCGCGGCCGCUGCACGGCGCCUUCGAGCCCGCCUUCCUCCGCCAGCGCAACGAGCGCGAGCGGCAGCGCGUGCGCUGCGUGAACGAGGGCUACGCGCGCCUCCGAGACCACCUGCCGCGCGAGCUGGCGGGCAAGCGCCUGAGCAAGGUGGAGACCCUCCGCGCCGCCAUCGGCUACAUCGGCCACCUGCAGGAGCUGCUGGAGCGCCACGCGCGCGCGCACGACCGCCCGGCCCGCGCCACCCCGCAGCGCAGGGCCGACUGCAACAGCGACGGCGAGUCCAAGGCGUCCUCGGCGCCCUCGCCCUGCAGCGAGCCCGAGGACGCGACCGGCUAG